Messenger RNA from Cydia fagiglandana, 3295 nucleotides. It is a transcript of the gene alphaCOP, whose product is annotated as coatomer subunit alpha. Gene Ontology annotation, cellular component: COPI vesicle coat. Gene Ontology annotation, biological process: intra-Golgi vesicle-mediated transport; retrograde vesicle-mediated transport, Golgi to endoplasmic reticulum; endoplasmic reticulum to Golgi vesicle-mediated transport. Bases 1 to 3237 code for a protein of 1078 amino acids. The record is from RefSeq and is a predicted model, not a curated record. Gene Ontology annotation, molecular function: structural molecule activity; protein binding. The transcript has 21 exons. NCBI's taxonomy places the organism in Eukaryota, Metazoa, Arthropoda, Insecta, Lepidoptera, Tortricidae.
AUGCCAAGGUUAAGAGUCAACUGGGCAGCGUUCCAUCCCACUCUACCGCUCAUAGUAUCCGCCGCUGACGAUCGCCUAGUGAAACUGUGGCGUAUGAACGAUGCCAAGGCGUGGGAAGUGGACACGUGCCGCGGGCACUACAACAAUGUGUCGUGCGUGUUGUUCCACGCGCGGCACGAGCUGAUCCUGUCCAACAGCGAGGACAAGUUCAUACGUGUCUGGGACAUGACCAAGAGAACGUGUCUGCACUCGUUCAGGCGCGAACACGAACGAUACUGGGUGCUAGCCGCGCACCCGACUCUGAACCUGUUCGCGGCGGGCCACGACGCCGGCAUGAUACUGUUCAAGCUGCAGAGAGAGCGGCCCGCGUACGCCGUGCAUAACAACCUGCUCUUCUAUAUUAAAGACAGGCAAAUUCGCAAGUUGGACAUGCAGACCAACCGUGAUUCCCCUGUCAUGCAGAUCAAGGGAAGUGGCAGAAAUCAACCAUACAGUAUGUCACUAAACCACGCAGAAUGGUGCGUCCUCGUAAACUGGAGGAUCGGCGAGAGCAGCUCGUACGAGCUGUACGCGGGGCGCGAGGGCGGCGAGGCGGCCGAGCCGCUGCGCGCGCCCGCCGCGCACGCCGUGUGGGUCGCCAGGAACCGCUUCGCCGCCCUGGACAAGAACCACCAGCCCGCUAGAGAAUGGUGUGUCCUUGUAAACUGGAGGAUCGGGGAGAGCAGCUCAUACGAGUUGUACGCGGGUCGCGAGGGCGGCGAGACAGCCGAGCCGCUGCGAGCGCCCGCCGCGCACGCUGUAUGGGUCGCCAGGAACCGCUUCGCUGCCCUGGACAAAAACCACCAGCUCGUCAUAAAGAACCUGAAGAACGAGGUGUCCAAAAAGAUCUCCACACCAACUUGCGAGGAGAUCAUGUAUGCUGGUACGGGCAUGCUGCUGCUUCGCGAACCGGACUGCGUUCAGUUGCUGGAUGUACAGCAGAAGAGGACCAUCGCCACGGUGAAAGUGUCCAAAUGCCGCUACGCCAUCUGGAACUCGGACAUGUCCCUCGUCGCCUUACUGGGCAAGCACACCGUAACCAUUUGCACCAGGAAGCUGGAACAGCUCUGUUCCGUGACAGAAGGAGCCAGAGUCAAGUCCGGAGCCUUCGAUGACAGUACCCCGCAGCCGGUGUUCAUAUACACCACUGCCAACCAUAUCAAGUACUGCUGCAGAGACGGUGACUAUGGCAUCAUCCGCACUCUGGACGUGCCAGUCUACGCCGUGAAGGUGCUAGCCUCCGAGUCUGGCGCUAGAGUCGUCUGCCUCGACCGUGAGGCCAGGCCUAAGGUGCUGAACAUCGACCCUACAGAGUACAGAUUCAAGUUGGCGCUGGUGACUCGUCAGUACGACCAGGUGCUGCACAUGGUGCGCACCGCUAAGCUGGUGGGGCAGAGCAUCAUCGCAUAUCUACAAGAGAAAGGUUAUCCCGAAGUAGCGCUCCACUUUGUGAAAGACGCCCGAACGAGGUUGUCUCUGGCCCUACAGUGCGGCAACAUCGAAGUAGCCUUAGAAGCAGCCAAGAGUUUGGAUGAGAAAUCUUCGUGGGACAAGCUCGCUGAGGCGGCCUUGCAGACUGGGAACCACCAGAUCGUCGAGAUGUGCUACCAACGCACGAAGAACUUCGACAAACUGUCCUUCCUGUAUCUCAUCACCGGCAACUUGGAGAAGCUUCGCAAGAUGAUGAAGAUCGCGGAGAUCCGCAAAGACACCUCCGCGCAGUUCCAAGGGGCGCUGUUACUGGGUGAUGCUGCAGAGAGAGUCAGGCUGCUUAAAGGCGCGGGACAGCUGUCCCUAGCCUACCUGACGGCAGCCAAUCACAAGCUGGACGAGGAGGCGGAAGCCCUGAAGGCGCAGCUGGAGGCGGCGGGCGGCCCGGUGCCGGAGGUGAAGCUGCAGGACAAGGUGCUCCGCCCCCCGCUCCCGGUGCAGAACUCGCAGCCCAACUGGCCUCUACUCGCAGUCUCCAAGUCCCUGUUCGAGGUCGCGAGCGCAGCGCGCGCUAGCGGCCUGGACACCGGCGUGGGUGCUGUCGGUGACGAGCCCCUGGAGGCUGGCGGCGCUUGGAACGAUGACGAGGAUGUACUUCAAGAAAACAAGGAGGCAGGUGAUGGCGACGAGGAGCCAAUGGAAGACGCUUGCGAUGAUGGAGGCUGGGACGUAGGCGACGAGGACCUCGACCUGCCCGAGGAGCUGGCUCCUGUUUCUGCGGAUAUCGACGGAGGCGACGACACGCCAGCGUACUUCGUGGCCCCGACCCGUGGCUCGAGCGUGGCCCUGUCCGCUAAACUCAAGACCGCACACGACCACGUCGCUACUGGCCAGUUCGAGAUCGCUUUCAGGCUUCUAAACGAGCAAGUAGGCGUAGUGAACUUCGAGCCGUACCUAGAAACGUUCCUAGCCAUGUACAGCAGCGCGCGGCUAACAUUCGGAGCGCUCCCGUCCACGCCGCCGCUCGUCGCCAACCUGCACAGAAACUGGCAGGAGGCUAGUGGCAAAGAUUUACUGCCUAUAGUCACUGCAAAACUCAACGACCUUGUCACCCAACUGCAACAAUGUUACCAACUUACAACCGCCGGCAAGUUCACCGAGGCCACAGAGAAGUUACAGCGCGUUGUCCAACGCGUGCCGCUGUUACACGUCGAGGGGAAAGCGGAGCUGGCUGAGGCGCAACAACUACUGGCUAUUUGUAGGGAAUAUCUGUUGGGGCUGCAGAUGGAGACGGCUAGAAAAGCAAUGCCCAAAAACACACUCGAAGAGCAGAAGCGGACCUGUGAAAUGGCAGCCUACUUCACGCACUGCAAGCUCCAGCCCGUUCACCAGAUCCUGACCUUGAGAACUGCCCUGAAUAUGUUCUUCAAGCUUAAGAACUACAGGACCGCUGCGUCCUUCGCCAGGAGACUGCUGGAACUUGGACCUAGGCCCGAGGUUGCACAACAGGCAAGAAAAAUCCUCCAAGCCUGCGAAAAGACGCCAACCGACGAACACCAACUACUAUACGAUGAGCAUAACCCCUUCACUAUCUGCGGCAUAAGUUACAAGCCGAUAUACCGCGGCAAGCCGGAGGAAAAAUGCUCGCUCUGCGCCGCUUCAUACCUCCCCGAGCACAAAGGGAAACUCUGCCCCGUCUGCGGAGUCGCCGAAAUUGGAAAAGAUGUCCUUGGACUUAGGAUCUGUCCCCUUCAGUUUACUAGAUAAUGUGUAUUCCGUUUUGCAUAUGUAUAUUGUAAGGAUAUAGAAUAAAAGUAUUAUUAUA